This is a messenger RNA of Lagopus leucura (white-tailed ptarmigan), 1219 nucleotides long. RefSeq names its product myeloid-associated differentiation marker-like. Lineage: Eukaryota; Metazoa; Chordata; Aves; Galliformes; Phasianidae. Gene Ontology annotation, cellular component: membrane. The transcript has a single exon. The coding region runs from base 239 to 1105 and encodes 288 amino acids. The record is from RefSeq and is a predicted model, not a curated record.
UGUGGGGUCUACUGGGAGCAGCUGUUGGGGAGCUCAGGAGGCCGCGUUUUGCCCCCGCCCCAGGGCAGGGCACGGGCUGGCUGCCAGCACGCUGCCCCCCCUCGGCUCGAUCUGCAAGGCUCAGCCCCGUGUUAAUGAUCCACCCACAGCUGGCUGCGCCGUGCUGGUGGCAGCAGUGGGGCCGGGGGGCCCGGUGCCCCACCCUGAGUCCCGGCAGCCCUACAGGCACGACGCAGCCAUGGCGGUGGUGUCGGUGAACUGGAGGGCCGUCACCUCCUGGGUGGGCAUCGCACGGCUUUUCGCCGUCCUGCUGUCCUGCCUCUCCUUCAGCCUGGUGGCCUCCACCGGUAACUUCAGAGGGCCCUACGGGACGUGGUGCAUGUUCACCUGGUGCUUCUGCUUCGCCGUCACGCUGUUGGUGCUGCUGCUGGAGCUGCUGGAGCUGCCCCCCAAGCUGCCCGUCUCCUGGGACGACCUGACGGCCGCCUUCGCCAUGCUGGCGGCCCUGAUGGUGUUCACCAGCUCCGUGGUGUUCCCAUCCGCCUUCAUCUCCAGCCCCUGUACGGGUGCCCGCUGCGCACGCCAGGCGGCCGCCACCGCCAUGUCCUGCCUUUGCUUCCUGGCCUACGCCCUUGAGGUGGGGCUCACCCGCGCCCGCCCGGGGGACAUCAGCAGUUUCCUCUCCACCGUACCCGGCUUGCUGAAGGUGUUCGAGGCUUACGUCGCCUGCCUCAUCUUCUCCCUGCUGGAUUACUACAGCUCUUACGCCGGCUUGCAGUGGUGUGUGGCCGUCUACUCCAUCUGCUUCAUCAUCACGCUCCUCAUCAUCCUCUUAACCAUCGGCCGCUGCCUCAGCUACAUGCCCUGCCCGCUGGAGAAGGUGCUGGUGGCCUACAAUGCUCUGGCCCUGCUGAUGUACCUCACUGCUGUCAUCAUAUGGCCGCUGUACAGCUUCAACGGCCGCAGCCGGCCCAAUCCCUGCAAUACGGACUGCUGGUGGAACAAGAGCCUCGGCGUCACCUUCCUCACCAUCUUCAACUUCCUCGCCUAUCUCGUGGACCUCGUCUACUCCACCAGAAUGGUCUUCAUCAGGGCCCCUUCCUAAGGGAUGGGGGGUUAUGGGAUGCAGUGCCGCGUGGGGCCAGGGGAUGCAGAGCUGAGGAAGAGGCCGAUGCCUCGGAAAGCUCCAUCCCACCAGCCGUAUGGGGUGCUGGGUGCU